UGGGAAGGGCUCAGCCCCCCUUAGCGAGUGCUCCGGGACGCGUUAGCGCGCCGAGGUGCCUGGUGGGAGGCGUUUGCAGGAGGCCGGACUGCUGCUGAAACGGAGAGCUGGGUUUUGUACCCAGCAGCACCAUGCGUUUAUAACAGGCUUCCUUCCUAACGCCAGCCAGCAGUUAUUACUUCAGUAGUGCUCUCCAUCGCUUUCGUCUGGUUUAGAUAGGUCACGCCGAGUCUGUUCGGAUGUGAACGGAAGUCUCAGCUGUAGGUGAAAGGAAGAUGUGCUAAUUAUAUCCCUUACACCCAGCAGUUAGAGCUAACCGAAAGUAUUUCUCCCUGUUUGCUUCUGACAAGUUCUGCACGCCGCUAGGACGCUGCUAGGGACUGGAAAAGUGCGAGCCGCCGGUGGUGGCAGCGCUGGCAGGUGAUCUGUGGAGCUCGCUCAGGCUCCAUUGAAUGAGAAGCCAAGGCAUGUACGUGGCUGGCUGAGAGCGUUUCCGUGUGGUACUUGAUCAGCUACUAUGAGCUUGCUACAGAGCAAUAACAGUUGUGGAGCCCGAGACCUGGAAAGCGGCUGCUGUGCAGCCAUGGCCAGCGCCUGCAGCGUAGGAGCGAAAGAAGAUAGUGUAAGCGUCAGCAGCGGGACUGGAAACCCUCCAAGUUCGUUUACAGAGGAAACACAAGGAUACGAUGUGGAGUUUGAUCCGCCCUUGGAAAGUAAAUAUGAGUGUCCAAUCUGUCUGAUGGCUCUUCGGGAAGCAGUGCAGACGCCAUGUGGACACCGUUUCUGCAAAGGCUGCAUUGUCAAAUCAAUAAGAGAUGCAGGUCACAAAUGUCCAGUAGACAACGAAAUUCUGCUCGAAAAUCAACUUUUUCCUGACAACUUCGCUAAACGGGAAAUCCUUUCAUUAACGGUGAAGUGUCCCAACAAGGGCUGCUGCAUGAAGAUGGAGCUGAGGCAUUUAGAGGACCACCAGUCGCAUUGUGAUUUCUCCACUGUGGAAUGCCCGCAGUGCCAAGGAGCCUUUCAGAAGAACCAUCUGAAAGAGCACAUGACACAGGAGUGUCUGCGGCGUCAAGUCUGUUGUCCCAACUGUGCCACAUCUAUGGCUUAUGAAGAUAAAGAGCUUCAUGACCAAACCUGUCCCCUUGCCAACGUAUUUUGUGAAUAUUGCAACACAAUGCUCAUCAGACAGCAGAUGCCUAACCAUUACGAUAAUGAUUGUCCUACUGCCCCAGUACCAUGUUUUUAUAGUGCCUUUGGGUGUCCUGAAAAGAUGCAGAGGAAUGAACUGGCACGACAUAUGCAGGAGUUCACUCAGGUUCACAUGAGAAUGAUGGCUCAGAGUUUUCAAAAUAUCAGUGUUACUGCUACAAAUCCUGUACCCUUUAUCAAUGGACUACCAUUUGAGCCUGCCCUCUUCUCCCAUGUGUCACAUACCCCAUAUAAUUGUAAUCCGGAAGUUGAAAACUUCAAAGAAACUAUUCAGCAGUUGGAAGGUCGCCUGGUAAGACAAGAUCACCAAAUCAGAGAACUCAUUGCUAAAAUGGAGACUCAGAACAUUCACAUGGCAGAACUCAAACGUACCAUUCGAAAUUUGGAGGGAAAAAUUACUGAAAUGGAGGCACAGCAAUGUAAUGGUAUUUAUAUAUGGAAGAUUGAAAACUUCAGUGGACUUCAGAAAGCACAGAAAGAAGAGAGACCUGUUGUGAUGCACAGUCCUGGCUUCUAUACUGGAAAACCUGGCUACAAGCUGUGUUUGCGCUUGCAUAUCCAGUUACCAAAUGCUCAGCGUUGUGCUAAUUUUAUAUCUCUGUUUGUCCACACUAUGCAAGGAGAAUACGACAGCCAUCUGCCUUGGCCUUUCCAAGGCACUAUACGACUUUCUAUUUUGGAUCAAUCAGAAGGCCCUGAACGGCAGAAUCAUGAAGAAGUAAUGGAAGCCAAGCCAGAGUUGCUAGCCUUCCAGAGACCAACAAUUCACCGCAAUCCAAAAGGUUUUGGUUACGUGACUUUCAUGCACCUGCAGAACUUGGAGCAAAGAACCUUCGUAAAAGAUGACACCCUUCUGGUACGCUGUGAAGUUCUAACACGGCUGGAUUUGAACAGCCUUCGCAGAGAAGGAUUUCAGGCUCGCAGUACUGAUGGUGCUGUGUAACCUGUAAGUCUUAACCAGAGGAACGGAGCCCCUGGUCAUGCUCUUCCACCACAGAUUACACGCAUGCUUCAUUGUCCAAUAGGCUGAAUGUGUAAAAAAGAUCAUAGUUGCCAACAUAGUUGAUCUUCACCUGAAUCGAACUCUGUUGUUGCUACACUUUUUUUUCCUAUGAGGUAAUGUGUUCAAAUACUACUUAUUGUUCUCUAUUAAAGUAAUAAGCAACUUCUGUAGCAAGCUAACUAAAUGAAGUGUGGUUAAUCAAAACUUAACUGCCUACAAGAAAAUCCUACUGAAGUACCUAGACAUUUGUGUUUGGCCAAGCGUACGUCAUAUCAGAAAAGACCUGUAAAUCUUUGAGCCACAGUGCCUCGGAAUAGAUACUGUAGCAGGGAAAGUGCCUAAUUAAUAAAGAUGAGGAUUUGAUUGUUCUGUUUGUUUUUUUAUUAUUUACACAGAGCUUGGGGAAGCUUUGUUUUGGAGUUCAGACAGUUUCUGUAUUGGCUUAUCUAGAACUUUGAACUGGCUAUGCUUCUCUUGAAAUCUGAAGUUAGUUUAAGGCUUUGCUGACAUCACCUAGAGUGAGAUGCUUUGACCCUUCUCUGCUGAGAAGGUCAAACUUCCUGAAGUUAGCUUCAGGAAGUUGCAUGUCGAUAUAAAGUUGAUAAUAGAAUUGCUGAAAGGUGUGUGGUAGCAUUGUGAAGAAGGUUAAAUGACUAUGAGUCAAGCUCACUGAAGAAAUUUCUGAAAGUGCCCCCCCUAAUUCUCUCUAUUUUGACCAAUCUUUUUUAUAAAUGUGUGAUCCAAGCCCAGAACGUGGAUCACUGUCAGCAGAGCGGUAAAAGUGGGGCAUUAGAAUGAGAUACCUUUGUGCUGAUAGGAUCUCCUGCUAGCACUGGACGUUUUUCAGGUUGCGGGUGGAUAUGUGAGCGAAGGUGUAUAGUAACUAAACAGCGUCUUGCAGAAUUUGUUUUACUGUUGUUGAAACCUGAAUUUGUACCAAGUUUAACUUUUGAUCUGCAUCUGUUUGAGUGAUGCCUUGAUGUUCUGGGUGAUGUAUGACCUACAUCAUUUCCUCUUAAUUCUCGGUGGACAGCCGGCCAUAUCAACAUCCAGCUGUUGUGGCCAUUUCCUGUCCCAUUAGACAAUAGGAACUGGGCCACCCUCAACACUUCAGAAAGGAAGAAAAGUCUAUUAAUUAGUUUGAGGAAAAACUGCAAUCCCAUUUGCUCUCCGGAAAAAAAAAAAAAAUCUGGCUUCCUUAGCAUCUCUUUAACCAAACACUAAAUUCAAUAUUUCAAGGAUUCAUGAGCUUCCUCGUGCUGCACGUAUUAGUUUUCUAUACUGCUUGUUUGUAUGCCAUAUAAAUGUUAGUUUUGACCAGUCAAAACUGAGUAGUUAAGUUCACUGGUGCUAGUAAUUUACCAUGGUGCUGAUGAGGUUCUGAAUCUUCUCCUUUCAAAAGGGGGAAGAAGAAAAUUUUGUUCACCCUAUAACUUAAGUACACAGUCUGAUACAAAAGAAAGAACUAAGCCAUACAUAAAACUCCAUGAAAUAAUACUAUAGGAUAUUGAUAUGGGUUAAUUCUCUGCCUACCAGCAUGAGCUUAAAAUUUCCAGGACCCAACCUUACUGAUUGUUCGUCAUAUCCAGCUGAACAAAAUUUAAUUUUCAGGUAGAGCCUACUAAUUGAAGACGGACUGUAUGUAGCUGAGCAUUGUCACUACUGAAACCUGAACGUCCUGGCUCAUGGUAAACGUGAUAGUCGGGACUGACUUGGUGUGUUCUGUGAGUUCAGAGGACAGGUGAACAUAUAUUACUCGAAAACAGGAAAAGAUCCGUGCUUUAAAACUUUUAAACCUCUUAAGUAGUUUUUAGACUGAAUAGCCUCAUCCUGUUAGCUGAAUUGUUUUGAAGUGUCUCCAAUCAGAGCAGCGUUGGUAGUUAAACCAUUCUUAACGAAGAUCUUUUCAUACAUCUAACAGUGCCCAGAUCCGCUGCAUACAGAUGACAGUUCCUAACACUGUAUGCCAGUUCUCCAGUCACUUUCAGGCUAUGUUCGGUAUCCAUCCUUUUUCCAAGAUGUUCAGAGAUGGCCAUUAUCCUUUUUCUGUGUGUGUUAGGGGAGAAAGGUAGAAGAAGGGCUUGCAAUUUGAGAGCUUCUUCCUGGCACAGUUCCUUUCUCAGCCCUAGUGUUGUUAACAAAAACGACCUCAGUCUAUGUUCUAAGUGUUUAUAACCAAGACCCACUAAGUGCAUUAAUACUUCCUGUACUUUUGAAGCUUUGUAUUAUGAACCCUCAAGUACAACACGCUGAAUUUUUGCUUUGAGCCUGAUCUGCUACAUCUGACAGAGUUCUGCCUUGGGAAGAAACUCAGCUUGGUGGCAGGUUCAGGAGUUUAAAUGAUUCAGGUUAGUAUUGUACGAUAGCACAACCCAAUAGUGAAUAGAAAGCUAGUGCAUGUAUAAUUCUGUAUCAACCACAGUAAUAUGAAUGCUUUAGUCACUGCUGCUAUUCUACUGGUUUUGUAUUUUAAUAUCACCAAGUAGAACUCUGAGUGAUGCCAAAUUACUGUAAUGCCAGAGUUUUACAUGAGAAACUUUGAGAGCUAACUUGCUAAAUAUGAAUUUACUUUUUUUAAAGUUAAAUAUUUCUGUCACAUAAAUGUCAAUGAAGUGUUUAUUCAUAUAUGUUCCAGUUUCCUCAUUCUUUACCCAUCUUCCAAACUGCUGUUCACUUCAACUGCAGUUCCCAGAGCUUUCUCUUCCAAGUAAGAAUAUCAUCUUCAGCUAAUGGAAGAACUUACGAGUCUGGAUUGGUACCAUCUCAAUGUAUAGUCUUCACGACUAUUAUCUUUAAUUCAAACUUUUCUAAGCAAUUCAGUUUCUAUGUAAAAAUAGGUUUGUGUGAAACAGCAUCUUGCCCCCUUCUUACAGAAUUUUUUUUUUGAGAAAUCAUUAUACCAUGGUGGAUUGAGGUAUAAUUAGGAGAACUCCUCAAUGGAAGCAGAAUGGUAUGCAGCCUUGAUAGUUGUCUCUAAAACAAACAUGAAGUAAUACAAGGAUUUAAUCAGUUUCAUGUAUAAUUUCUUCAGGAAUGAUGUUCUCUAGGUCUGUCACUCAUGAUGCUUUGCAGCAUUGUUAGAUCUCAAGAUGUUUUAGUAAGUGGCUUAGCUUAUCUUCCAAAUUUGUUGUCUUGAACGUGUUAAAAGUCAGAUACUCUUAGUAUAUGUAUUUGCACAGCUGCUAUGGCACAUAUUUUCCAAUUAUAAUAUAUUGCAAAUGUGUUUUCUUUUUGCCUUUGAAUGUCUUCCCCUGCAGGGCAGGGAAAAUUAUUUUACUAAAAAUGUUGGUAUGUAAUGUAUAUGUGGGAGCUCAGAUAAUGUGAGAUAUAUAGACUUGUUUUUUUAACUGGUCUCAUGAUAUGCCUGGUCAUGUUUGCUGUCAAGGGAUUAGACUUGCUAAUGAAAUAAAAUCAGGGUGGCCUUUCUGUUCUUAUUUAGAGACACUUUCUUAUCAACUAGAUGAUGAUGGAUGCAAAAGAUUAUUCUGGGGUCAGUGUUAAAGGUUUGUAUUGGUUUGCAUUUGAACAGAAUGAAAGUACUCCUGUUCCUUUCGAAGUAUCAAUAGAUUGUUUAAUAUAUUUUGUAAUUAAUGCACAGCUAUAUUUCUGACAGGAUUUUAAAAAAAUAAAGUAAUUAAACUGUGCAGUGUAUCUUGCAUCUUUAUUCAGAUGGAGGGCUGCUUAAAAAGAUGAACGGAUAAAGGAUUUGCUCUCUGUCUUGUGGAUUUCAGAGGUGGCUGGUUUAUAAUUGAGGGUGAUCGUGUAUCAUAGAGCGGUCAAACACUAAAACUGAAAAGAGUAUUUCAAGAUUAAAAGAUUUCUGUAAUUUAUAAAGGGUAGUGAUAGCUUUAGUCAUUACUAGAAGAUACAGCUAGUGCAAGUCAUUACUAGAAGACAGAGAUCGUGUAAUUGAUAGUAAACUGUUUGUGUGAUCAUCCUGUAAUUUAAGAUGCAGCUCUGAAAAAUAAUUAACAUUAUCACCUGUGGCCACAUCCUGCUUGCUUGUUAUGUUAGUAGCAAAGACAAUGAUUUGAAGCUUUGUUGCAAGAUGCUCAGAAGUCAAAGGGAGUUUCUCUGUCAGUAAGAGAAAUAAAUGCUUGUUUUGUGGCAAUCUGCUAAUUUAUUUCACCUGCAACAUUCUUCUGGACUUGUCUUUUUAACAGCAGCUGCAGGUAGGAGAAACUUGAUCUCAGGCUCCAUGCCCUUCGGAGUGUAUAAUUUUCUAGACUCAAAUUCCUCUGAGGAAAUGUGGUGGUAUUUACUAGAGAUAAUGUCUAAUACAGGGCAGUUAAGUAUGAUUUAUAUUUCAGUCUGGAUGAAAUAAGGAUGAUGGCUGGUGAGUUAUGCCUCUUGCACCUUUUGGCUCAAAAGAGAAAGAA
Messenger RNA from Cygnus olor (mute swan), 6594 nucleotides. RefSeq names its product TNF receptor associated factor 6 (gene TRAF6). Gene Ontology annotation, cellular component: plasma membrane signaling receptor complex. NCBI's taxonomy places the organism in Eukaryota, Metazoa, Chordata, Aves, Anseriformes, Anatidae. The transcript is spliced from 7 exons. The record is from RefSeq and is a predicted model, not a curated record. Gene Ontology annotation, biological process: protein K63-linked ubiquitination; tumor necrosis factor-mediated signaling pathway; regulation of canonical NF-kappaB signal transduction. Gene Ontology annotation, molecular function: zinc ion binding; tumor necrosis factor receptor binding; ubiquitin protein ligase activity. The coding region runs from base 518 to 2155 and encodes 545 amino acids.